GGAAAGACCGAGAGGCGGAUCUGACGAAGCCCCAGCGCAGCCAACUCCGCAGCGUGUCUCAAACAAAAUGAAACAUGGAUGAGGACGUCGCCGAAAGUUGGGAGGAAGCUGCUGACAGCGGGGAGAUGGAAAGACGGUUAGAAGAGAAGCUAAGGAUCAGCCAGAAAGAAAAGGUGUCCAGUAAUAGUUCUUCACGAUCGCCAUUGAAAACAGCCAUAGUGAUCCAGGACAACUCUCUCCCAGCGGCGCCGCCACCCCAGAUACGCAUCCUGAAGCGCCCUUCUAGCAACGGGUCACUGGGGUCGCCCUUGAGUCAGAACAGGCCCACACCACAAGUGAAGUCUCUGGCCCAGCGAGAGGCCGAGUACGCAGAGGCCAGGAAGAGAAUACUGGGCAGCGCAAGCCCAGAGGAGUCGUCUCAGGACAAGCCCAACACAGACAGGCCAGGGCGCAUUAACUCUACAUUGCCUUCAGAGGAGACCCGAUCAAACAAUCACGCUGUCCGGCAGCCGUCCGGCCCAGACGGCACCCAAGGGUUCCGGCAGCACAGAUAAGUGGGCCAGAGGCCACCCAGCCAUGAGGGGGAGAGACACCAAGAGGAGAAGUGAAGAACACCCAACAGCCUGCCUGCUAGCAAAGGCAGCAGUACAUUUUCUACACUUCUUUCCUUCAGUUCAGUGGUAUUGCACCGGCCGUCACCAUGGCCACACCGCCCCAAGCUCCUCCCACCAGCUGUAUUGGUGGGAUUGGGAGGUGAUUGAGCAGCUCUUGGAGGAAGUGAAAAGGAAAAUGUGCUCUCUUCUCUCCCCACUCCAAUCUGUUUGACACUGUGAUUAAGGACAUCUUCUGGACUCACUGUGAUGAUCCCUUUAAGAGACGCCCCUCUCUUAUGUCCCUCUCCUCCUCAGUCCCUGGUGAGGUCAUGUCAGGAAGCCUGCAGGGCCGAAGGCCCGCUGGACAUCAGCCAUGGAUGCCUCUGAUGGCAAAGACUUGAGAGCGAAUGAUGGCUGAAGAGAGGAGUUGUGACGGGCCAUAGCAAAAUUAGACGGGCUGGUACAUGUGCAGCAGCUCCUCCCCAGCAAUAAUACCAGCGGUCACUAUCCACCCCUUACUCAUCAUGUCCCCUCGCUAUGUUUUUAAUUUGUCAGUUGUCAGUUUGUUUUUACCUUCUUUUUUUUUUUUUUUUUUUUUUUUGUUCUUGCGUAUUUCUUAAUAAUCUGUACACAAUCUGUUUACGGUUCUAUUUUUUUUUUUUUUUAAGCUUUUCUGGCGUCUUCCUCAGACUGUCAUCAUUUCUAUUUAAAAGUAAAAGAAUAAUUUUAAAAAAGACAAAUGAAGAUGAGAUUAUGGAAUCCAGUCCAUUUUUAAGCAGCUUUUUGUAUGAGAUAGUAGUGAUGUCAGCAGUAUUUUAUCCAAAUGAAACUAAGUCCCAUUUUAAAUUGACUUGUAUAUAUUGGUUAACUCAGAUGUCAUGAUGUUGGAGGGAGGUCCAGAUGGGGAAUGAAUUUACUGCUGUACCUCAUAGACCUCUCCAUCAUUAUCUCCACUAUGUCAACUGUGUGCUCGUUUGUUCAUAUGUCCUUCACUGAUGUACGUAGAACUCAGGUGCAAGUGGAAGAGACUGAAUGAACUGAACUAAGAUUGUAUUUUUCUGAUGGCUUUGAUUGCGCAAAUGUCCAUAUAAAAACUCAAGUUGGCACCUAUUUUAGAAACAAGGCUAUACAAAGAGUGCAGUGACAUGUCACUGAAGAUGUGCCCUGUCCCAGGAUGAAUACAUGUGUGGAAUGAAAGCAGUCGGUAGAUGCCAGUCCAAGUCUGUCAGGUGGUUUAGUUUUGUGUGUGAUGGCUAGCAGGACUGUGGCAUCUUAACAGAGAAAUGGUUAGCAUCACUCCUUGUGAUUGUUGAGUGUCCAGCUGGCGUGUUACUUGAUGCCCCACUGCUGAAGCGGAAUGUGUAGACAUCUGUGUAUCAAAUAGAGAUGAAGCUAUGAAACCUGGUGUGUCCAGUGGCGUUGUGCCCAAUAGGUGUUAAGUUUUUUGUUUUGUUUUGUUUUUUUUGCACCAUUUGUCAAAACAAGGAAAAGAUCUCAAUGUAGCCAUAUUCAAUGGUGUGCAUCUUGAUGAGAAUUUUUUUUUUUUUUUUUUUUUUCAGUAGAAAUGAUCUUGAAAUGGUUGACUUCAGAUUGUGCCUCCUGUAUCACAACUUUUCUUCCUGGUUGCUUACUUAACAUACUUUGUGUCAAGUGAGUUUGAGUGACAAAAUACAUCCAAGGGAAAUUCUGAAUACUGGUGAAGAUUGUUUUUCUGGAAAUGUAGCCGGAGAUGGAUGGGGUUAGUCGAGUUCUGAUUGAGAACAGAAACUGCCUGUAAAUGAUUUAAUAAAAAUGAUUUGCAAAAAACAAA
This is a messenger RNA of Myripristis murdjan (pinecone soldierfish), 2403 nucleotides long. It is a transcript of the gene szrd1, whose product is annotated as SUZ RNA binding domain containing 1. The coding region runs from base 75 to 554 and encodes 159 amino acids. The record is from RefSeq and is a predicted model, not a curated record. NCBI's taxonomy places the organism in Eukaryota, Metazoa, Chordata, Actinopteri, Holocentriformes, Holocentridae. The transcript is spliced from 4 exons.